GUUGCAUCUUGCUGCUGCAGCUGGGCUCUACCAAUGAUGACCAUGGCAAGGUGGAUGGCGAGGUACGGCAGCGCGCCGUGAAAACCACAUCCCUUUGGAGGGCUUUGUCAGCCGCUGGCCACCGUGUAUUGGUUCUUCCUUCUGGUGGAAAGGAUCCGGAUCGCUUCUUCAACCGCACCGACACCUCACACUGGAAAUAUGUGCGCAAAGCCUUGCUCGAGUGUGGACUGCCAGAGGAGAACAUCUCCGACCCAGGGCUGGAAGCGCUCCACACCGUAGAUGAGGCCCUCAUGGCUGUGGAGUUUGUGCGCAAGCAUGAAGUCUCCAGCAUGGUCGUCAUCACCAGCGACUUCCACACGUCGCGGGCCCGACACCUCUUCAACGUGGCCUUCGCCUCUGCUGAGCUAGCCCCAGAGCUGUUGGUGCUUGGGGUGCCCAACGCCUGCCGGGGCGAGGCGCUGCGUGCCUACCGCGCCAAGGAAGUCAAAGCUUUGGAGGGCCUACGCACUGAGCCCUUCGGCCCCUGGGCCGCCCAGCUUGCUACGGCAGGGCCCGCUGCGGCGGCGCUGAACGCAAACCCUCGCGCUCAUGAGCCGUUCUUUCUCACUCUGGCAGCUUCAGUCCGCUUGCGUGCCGCCUUCCGCACUGUUCUCCGCAGCUCACGUCGCUGCUGCCUCCGCUUGGAAGCAGCCGAGGACGGGAAAGCAGUGGAUUCAUCGAAAAGCUCUGGAUCAAGGAGCGAUGCUUCCGAGGAGGCCAAAGAAGCCAAGAGACCUCGGCUGAGCAACAUGGCAACCUGA
Symbiodinium pilosum is the source of this 800-nucleotide messenger RNA. The record is from the annotation of a GenBank genome assembly. Lineage: Eukaryota; Dinophyceae; Suessiales; Symbiodiniaceae.